Messenger RNA from Parascedosporium putredinis, 1245 nucleotides. Lineage: Eukaryota; Fungi; Ascomycota; Sordariomycetes; Microascales; Microascaceae. The record is from the annotation of a GenBank genome assembly.
AUGGAGGUUGGACCGGGUCGCGGUACGCUGAUGGACGACAUUCUGCGUACGAUAAAAAAGUAUCCCAUGGCGGAUGCCAUUGACGCCAUCUACAUGGUGGAGGCUAGCAGUCAUCUAAGAAAAGUUCAAAAGAACCUUCUGUGCGGAGCUGAUGCACAGGUCUCCGAGUCCAAGGUGGGCUGCCACAGCAUCUGCAAGCACACCGAGAUCCCCAUCGUCUGGACCCCGACGAUUGAAUCUAUCCCCAAAGACCCGAAAAAGAUGCCGUUCAUAGUAGCGCACGAGUUCUUUGAUGCUCUACCUAUACACGCCUUCCAAGCCGUCGAGGUCCGUCCAAACCAAGACACCGCCAAACAAACGGUGAACGGCUCUUCCGAAACCCCGAGCACGGGCACCACUACGCCUCCGCCAACGAACGGAAAUGGAAAGCCUAGCAUCCAGUGGAGAGAGAUGCUGGUCUCUCCAGUCCCGGGCCAGCCCAAGAUUGACCAGCCCACCCCAGAACCCGAAUUCCAGAUGUCUCUUGCCAAGUAUCCCACACGCCAUUCCCGAUACCUCCCCGAUUCCCACCCCCGCUUCCGCAAUCUCAAGAACAUCCCCAACGCCAUCGUCGAGAUUUGCCCCGACGCCUCACUGUUCGCUGCCGACUUUGCCGCAAGGAUAGGUGGUUCCGCAAAACACCCAAAGUCCGUACCUUCCGGCGCCGCUCUAAUCUUGGACUAUGGUACGACCGACACUGUUCCCAUCAAUUCUCUCCGUGGCAUCCGCCAGCACCGCCACGUGAGCCCAUUCUCGGAGCCAGGCUUGGUAGAUCUUAGCGUAGAUGUAGAUUUUACCGCCGUCGCCGACUCCGCCAUCCAAGCCAGUAAGGGCGUAGAGGUACAUGGUCCCGUAGAUCAAUCCGAGUUUCUCAUCCGAAUGGCCAUCCGAGAGAGGGCGGAGCAGCUCAUGCGGACCGCCAGCCCGGAGCGCGCACGCGACAUUGAAAAGUCGUAUAAGCGUCUCGUUGACCGCGGCCCUAGCGGCAUGGGGAAGAUCUACAAGGCGUUGGCCAUCCUGCCGGAGAACGGGGGCACAGGGCACCGGUUGGAUUCGGAGGAGACGUCUCCGGUUAGCGUGCCCUCAAAAGCCCGAAGCCAAAGCAUGACGAAAGAGAAUUACUGGUCGGCUUCUCACCAAGCCAUGCCAGUACAGCUUGAAGAGCCUAUCACGAAUAAGGGGCCCGACCCGGACCUUGAUUUCUAA